AUUCUAAGAGAAACAAUCAGACAUAAGUGAGCUAGAAGAGCCUAACUUGGCCCUGUUCCUUUUCUUUUCCAUGAACAGGUACGAAACAACAGCUACAGAACACCAACAUUUUCAUUAAGUGCAUGAUGGAGAGAAGCCACCUUUCUCUUAUGGAGAACCGAAAGCAAAACGCCAGAGAACUCCGGAAUGUCACAUUCUACGAUGACGCGCCUGCUUAUUUAAGCUUCCAUGAACCGGUUCUUCAGAGCCUCAUAAUCUUUAUUUGCACAGCUGGCCUGGUGGAGGCAGGGUUUUUCAUCUGGAGCCUUGGCUUCUGCCUCAAGAAAGUUAAUAUGGUGACCACCUACUUCCUCAACUUGGCUGUCGCUGAAUUUGGCCUGUUUGCAUUUUUACUUGUGUUGGCUGCUCUUUCUAUUGCCAACUAUGCACCUGAAUUAAAGAUGCCAGCUAUUUACCUCCUCCUCUUUGCCUACACAGCAGCCAUCUACUUCCUAACAGUCAUCAGUGUGGAAAGGUGUCUAGGUGUGUUGUUUCCUAUUUGGAACCGAACUAAGAGACCAACGCGCACUUCCAUCAUCCUUUCAUUCCUGGUCUGGUCCACUGCAGGCUUCUUAUCAGGAAUAACAAUGUGUUUUCACUAUGUUUGGUCAUACCGCCAUUCUGUCACAAUGAUCAGGAUCAUCAGCAGUGGGAACGUCCUUAUCCUCACUCCUCUUGUGGUUGUCUCUUCGUUGAUCUCGUUUAUCGACAACUUCUCCCGAAAACCUCUGCCAAGAAUGUUGCGCACGAAUCAGUCUCUCCGACUCAUUUUCUUCAUCUUUUUUGCUAUGCCACUUAGCUUCUUCUACUUCAUGGACUGGCUAGGCUAUACUUUCCCUGCUAUGUUCAUGUGGAUUUCUUUCCUCCUUAUCUCUUUAAACAGCACCAUGAAUCCUCUAAUUCACUAUGUCCUGGGAGGCCAAUGGAAGCGUUGGAAAUCAGGGAGAACCUGAAGGUUACAUUCAAAGAUAUGUUGAAGAAGAAGGUAGAUUCCGGAUUGUAAACUAGAUUUCUAAAUGGCAUUCUAGGAAAUUUCUCUGAAUGUACUCAGGUACAUCUAAAGGUCGGUUUGUUUAUUUGUCUAAAUAAAUGUAAACUGGUUUUCAGCUCCAGUUCUACCCAAAGAGAGAAGCAAAAUAAAAGCACAAAUCUAUCAAUAAAAUGAUACAAUAUGAUAGUAAAACUUUGACAUACAAAAUGAAAAUGUUUACCUAUUUGAUUUGAUUUCUUCUGACUUCUUAGAAGUGAGACUCUGCAGAAAUAUGACUUUGCAUAGACACAUCAAAAAUAUAAUUACAAAAUCUGUGUGCUAAAAUCAAUAAUAAAUUGAUGCAUAAAUUGUAAUAUAUUGCUGAAAAGGUUUAAGCUGAAGCAAAAAAAAGUAAUUCAAUAUAGCUUUCUAUUUACAGUACUUUUCGGGAGGAAGAACGACUUCUGUUUUCUUCCACAAUCAUUAUCUCCAUUUUAAUCAUUCUCAUGAUAUUUUCUAUUGUUGCUGCAGUACAAUAAAAUUUUAAAAACUGUUGGCAAACUGAUUGAGUCUACAACUUGUUGUGCCGUUUGAUUAUGCACUACUCUAUCUGUAAGCCUAGGAUCACCGGUGUGGUGUAGUGGAUAGAGCAAUGGACUAGGACUCAGCA
This is a messenger RNA of Pogona vitticeps (central bearded dragon), 1679 nucleotides long. The record is from RefSeq and is a predicted model, not a curated record. Lineage: Eukaryota; Metazoa; Chordata; Lepidosauria; Squamata; Agamidae.